CGGCUGUCAGCUGUCAUUUGGAGAAAAGUCAAAUCGAUUUAAUUGAAAAAAAUUCAUUUGUGUUUGGAUUUUACGAUUAAAGCCAGAAAAAUGUCUGCAAUUCUUUCACAAGUUUUUCGACGUCAAAUAGCUAUUAGCUUAAACAGAUCCCAAGCUGGAGCUGGAACCGCGGCCACCGCUGGCGAACACUCAGGUGGUUACAAAGUUUGGAAGCGUCUUUCAUUCUUCGUUGCUAUCCCUGCUGUAGGUCUUUGCAUGUUGAAUGCUUACCUCAAGCACCAGGAAGAACACGACCACCCUCGCGCGGAAUUCAUCAAAUACGAAUAUUUGCGUCGUCGUGAGAAGCGUUUCCCAUGGGGAGAAGGCAACAAAAGCUUGUUCCAUAACCCCCAUGUCAACCCACUGCCUGAUGGUUAUGAACAUUAAUUUGUAAUGCAGAUUAGUUUGUAGCAUCACUAAAGAGGACACUAGAUUGGACCAGUUCAACUUACUUCUGGUAAUUUGUCGCUUUGGCUUACUGUCAUUUUAUGAAAAAUUGUAUUCUGUCAGCAAUGAUUUUAUUAAUAAAUGAAAUAAUUCCAUCGUAAA
This is a messenger RNA of Zeugodacus cucurbitae (melon fly), 588 nucleotides long. It is a transcript of the gene levy, whose product is annotated as cytochrome c oxidase subunit 6A1, mitochondrial. NCBI's taxonomy places the organism in Eukaryota, Metazoa, Arthropoda, Insecta, Diptera, Tephritidae. The record is from RefSeq and is a predicted model, not a curated record. Gene Ontology annotation, biological process: mitochondrial electron transport, cytochrome c to oxygen. Gene Ontology annotation, molecular function: enzyme regulator activity. Gene Ontology annotation, cellular component: mitochondrial inner membrane. The coding region runs from base 91 to 426 and encodes 111 amino acids. The transcript is spliced from 2 exons.